This is a messenger RNA of Echinops telfairi (small Madagascar hedgehog), 2623 nucleotides long. It is a transcript of the gene DPP3, whose product is annotated as dipeptidyl peptidase 3. The transcript is spliced from 17 exons. Gene Ontology annotation, cellular component: cytoplasm. Gene Ontology annotation, biological process: proteolysis. NCBI's taxonomy places the organism in Eukaryota, Metazoa, Chordata, Mammalia, Afrosoricida, Tenrecidae. Bases 3 to 2216 code for a protein of 737 amino acids. Gene Ontology annotation, molecular function: dipeptidyl-peptidase activity; metalloexopeptidase activity. The record is from RefSeq and is a predicted model, not a curated record.
CCAUGGCGGACACCCAGUACAUCUUGCCCAAUGACAUCGGUGUGUCGGCCUUGGACUGCCGAGAGGCCUUCCACCUGCUCUCGCCCACGGAACGCAUCUAUGCCCACUACCUGUCUCGGGCCGCCUGGUACGGCGGCCUGGCUGUGCUGCUGCAGACCUCCCCAGAGGCCCCCUACAUCUACGCCCUGCUCAGCCGCCUCUUCCGGGCCCAGGACCCGGACCAGCUGCGCCAGCACGCCCUGGCCGAAGGCCUCACUGAGGAGGAGUAUCAGGCGUUCCUGGUCUACGCGGCGGGCGUCUACUCCAACAUGGGCAACUACAAAUCCUUUGGCGACACGAAGUUUGUCCCCAACCUGUCCAAGGAGAAGCUGGAACGCUUGAUCCUGGGCAGCGUAGCUGCUCAGCAGCACCCCGAAGAAGUUGGGGGCCUCUGGCAGACCUGCGGGGAACGCAUGUUCUCUCUGGAGCCUCAGCUCCGGCACCUGGGGCUGGGGAAGGAGGGCGUCACCACGUAUUUCUCUGGAGACUGCACCUUGGACGAUGCCAAGCUGGCCCAAGACUUCCUGGAUUCUCAGAACCUCAGUGCCUACAACACUCGGCUCUUCAAAGAGCUGGGCCAGGAUGGGAAACCCCGCUAUGAGGUGCGCCUGGCCUCCGUGCUUGGCACAGACCCUGCUCUGGACUCGGAUGUGACUUCCAAGUUGAAGAGCUAUGAAUUCCAGGGUAGCUGCUUCCAGGUGACCCGGGGGGACUACUCGCCCCUCCUCCACAAGGUGGUAGAGCACCUGGAGAAAGCCAAGGCAUAUGCCGCCAACAGCCACCAGGAGCAGAUGCUGGCCCAGUAUGUGGACAGCUUCACCCAGGGCUCCAUAGAGGCCCACAAGAGGGGUUCCCACUUCUGGAUCCAGGACAAAGGCCCCAUAGUGGAGAGUUACAUCGGGUUCAUCGAGAGCUACCGCGACCCCUUUGGCUCCCGAGGAGAGUUCGAAGGCUUCGUGGCCAUGGUGAACAAGGCCAUGAGCGCCAAGUUCGAGCGUCUGGUGGCCAGCGCGGAGCAGCUGCUGAAGGAGCUGCCAUGGCCCCCUGCCUUCGAGAAGGACAAGUUCCUCACCCCCGACUUCACCUCCCUGGACGUGCUCACCUUCGCCGGCUCCGGCAUCCCCGCCGGCAUCAACAUCCCCAACUACGACGACCUGCGGCAGACGGAGGGCUUUAAGAACCUGUCGCUGGGCAACGUGCUGGCCGUGGCCUACGCCACGCAGCGGGAGAAGCUCACGUUCCUGGGCGAGGACGACAAGGAUCUGUACGUGCGCUGGAAGGGGCCCUCCUUCGACGUGCAGGUGGGUCUGCACGAACUGCUGGGUCACGGCAGCGGCAAGCUCUUUGUGCAGGAUGAGAAAGGAGCGUUCAACUUCGACCGGGAGACCCUCAUCAACCCGGAGACGGGGGAGCAGAUCCAGAGCUGGUACCGGAGCGGGGAGACGUGGGACAGCAAGUUCAGCACCAUCGCCUCCAGCUACGAGGAGUGCCGCGCUGAGAGCGUGGGCCUCUACCUCUGCCUCAACCCCCUCGUGCUGGAGAUCUUUGGCUUCGAGGGGGCUGACGCCGAGAAUGUGAUCUAUGUCAACUGGCUGAACAUGGUCCGGGCGGGGCUGCUAGCCCUGGAGUUCUACACCCCGGAGGCCUCCAACUGGAGGCAGGCCCACAUGCAGGCCCGGUUUGUCAUCCUGAGGGUCUUGCUGGAGGCUGGCGAGGGGCUCGUCACCAUCACUCACACCACGGGCUCCGACGGGCGGCCAGAUGCCCGGGUCUCCCUAGACCGCGGUAAGAUCCGUUCUGUGGGCAAGCCCGCCCUGCAGUGCUUCCUGCGGAGACUACAGGUGCUGAAGUCCACAGGGGACGUGGCCGGGGGGCGGGCCCUGUACGAGGGGUACGCAGCCGUCACAGACACGCCCCCCGAGUGCUUCCUCACCCUCAGGGACACGGUUCUGCUGCGCAAAGAAUCUCGGAAACUCAUCGUUCAGCCCAACACCCGCCUUGAAGGCUCAGAAGUGCAGCUCCUGGAGUAUGAGGCCUCGGCUGCUGGCCUCAUCCGAUCCUUCUCCGAGCGCUUCCCUGAGGAUGGGCCCGAGCUGGAGCAGGUCCUCACCCAGCUGGCCACGGCUGAUGCCCGAUUCUGGAAGGGGCCCCGUGAGGUCCCAGCUGGCCAGGCUUGAGGAAGCUUUAUGCGGCCCUUCCACUCCAGCAAACCGGGGCUUUGGCUUUAGGCUUGUAUUUGGAGGGGCUGGGGGGAGGGGCAGGAGCUCUGACCUUGGUGCUAGCUCAAGGCAGGAGGGUGGUGACACUGAGCCCUCCCACGAGUCAGCACCUCCCACAUUUCCAAGUGCUUCCUCUCCGGGUUGCAUUCAUCCUUGCCGUCAACUAGGGAGUUGGCAAGACGGGGUGGGGGGGGCUCCUUAUCCUGGUUUCCAGAAACGGAAAUGGAAGUUCUGAGAAGUGGCUUGUCUAGAUCCUGCAGGUGGUACUUGGCAGAGCCUGGACUCAAAACCUUGCCAAAUCCAGUGCUGUUCAUGUGUUACUUUUAGAACCAGAAAAAUAAACAUUAGAAGCAAACACCGCCUUA